UUUUGACCGCCACCGUCGGCUAUGGCCGACAUCUGAAAUACUUGCCAAGGACGCCAACGACGGCUACAGCUGACAGUUUCGCCAAUGCAAUAGGGACUAACGCGCGACUCCGUAAAGUUCAAUUUCGUUUAAAUAAUCGUGAUCGCCUGCGUCCGGGGCACGGCAAAUUCCUUCGCUGUCUGGCGUUCAAGAGGUUAAAAAACUAAUCAUUAUGUAUAUUUAUUUACAGAAUGAGCUGAUAGUGACAGUGAAACAAGGGAAGCUACAGGGUGCUACAGAGACGUUGUAUGAUGGAUCAACAUAUUACAGUUUCAAGGGCAUCCCGUAUGCCCAGGCACCGGUGGGACAACUGAGGUUCAAGGCUCCCCUGCCACCUCAAUCCUGGGAAGGCAUACGCCAAGCGACGGAGUAUGGUUCCAUCUGCGCGCAAUAUGACUCCGUCUUCAAACUCUUCAAAGGCAGCGAAGACUGCUUGUUCCUCAACGUCUUCACCAAACCCCGCCAUGGUCGCACACCUGUCAUGGUCUUCAUACACGGAGGAACCUACUUAACUGGAUCUGGAAACGAUGACCUGUACGGACCAAAGUUUAUCGUUCAACAGGAUGUUGUCCUGGUCACGUUGAAUUACCGCUUGGAUGUGCUUGGAUUCUUAAGUGUGGAUACCCCUGACGUUCCCGGCAAUGCGGGAAUGAAGGAUCAAGUUGCUGCGUUGAAAUGGAUAAAGGAGAAUAUUGCAAAGUUUGGUGGAGAUCCGGAUAAUAUUACGAUUUUUGGUGAGAGUUCGGGGGCUUGCUCUGUAAGUCAUCAUAUUUUGUCGCCGAUGACCAGAGGACUGUUCCAUAGAGUUAUCGCGCAAAGUUGUACUAGUAUCCAUGAUUCGGCGAUAGGUGAAGACAGCAAGAGCAGAGCGUUUAGAGUUGGAAAACUUUUAGGAAGAGACACGAAAAAUACCACUGACCUGCUUGAGUUUUUAAGAUCUCUACCAGCAGCCAACCUAACUAACUUGACUUCUGCUACAAGUACGGACGACGAGCAGUAUAGAGGACUCCCUGAGCGAUUUUUGCCAGUUGUCGAAAAGAAAUUUGAUAAUGUCGAAGCGUUUCUAAGCAAAAAUCCUUUGGAUAUUCUUCAGUCAAAAGAAAUUCGUAAAGUUCCAUUGAUGUUAGGUUAUAACUCCGCUGAAGGCAUUAUUAUAAUUCAAGAUAGAUUAGGAAAGUUAUACAUUUACAAUAACAACCCAUCCUACGACGUGCCUAGAGAGAUAGCUGAAAAACUAACCCAAGAAGAAAUGAAUGAUAUGGGUAAAAGGAUUAGAAAUUUUUAUAUCGGUGACAGAGAGUACACAAGAAAUGAUUAUGAGGUGAUUGUCUCUAUGUUAUCUGACGAGCAUUUAGUGUAUGACAUGCAUAGAUUUACCGAUUUGUAUUCUAAACACAACAGUCCCAUUUAUAUGUACAGGUUCAGUUUCGAGAGUGACCUUAAUUUUGUAAAGAAAUUAGCUAGCAUGGGUUUGGAUUUGAAAGGAGCCUGCCAUGGCGACGACGUAUUUUAUAUGUUUUCUAGUAAUUUUACCAAAGAUGCUUACGAAUCGCAAGAUAAAUUGAAGGAUUACGUAUCGAAGGUGACAAAAUUAUGGACGGAUUUUGCUAAAACCAGCAACCCAACUCCAGACAACAGCUCUGGACCAAGAUGGCCGGUAUACACGACGAAGAACAAGGAAUUCCUAGACAUCAACGUACAAUCGACAGCGGGAAGCUUCGCUGAGAAACAGAGAGUGGAAUUCUGGGACUCCCUGUAUUGUGAGGCUGGCCUGCCUUGUAUAAAAAAUAACUAA
Molecule: messenger RNA, 1834 nt
Organism: Cydia pomonella (codling moth)
Lineage: Eukaryota; Metazoa; Arthropoda; Insecta; Lepidoptera; Tortricidae
Product: carboxylesterase 4A-like
Exons: 3
Coding region: 212-1834 (540 amino acids)
Source: RefSeq, a predicted model, not a curated record